This is a messenger RNA of Melospiza melodia melodia, 9777 nucleotides long. It is a transcript of the gene TMED8, whose product is annotated as transmembrane p24 trafficking protein family member 8. The coding region runs from base 16 to 960 and encodes 314 amino acids. NCBI's taxonomy places the organism in Eukaryota, Metazoa, Chordata, Aves, Passeriformes, Passerellidae. The record is from RefSeq and is a predicted model, not a curated record. The transcript is spliced from 6 exons.
CGCCGAGCCGUGCCCAUGUCGGACGCGCUCUCCGCCGCCGCCGGCUGCCGCUGCGAGCCCCCGGCCGGCGACACCGCGUGCGGGGGCCCCGCAGAAAAUGAAGACUCAGCCCAAAAGCCAGAGCCUGCAGAUCAGCUAGUUGAUUCUUUGGAGUCCAGUACUUCACAGAGCGGGUCUCAGGCUGGGGUGCACCUGAGUGCCGACACAACAGAGCAUUCCAAGGAAGAAAUAGGCGCUCUGGGGGACCAGAACGUGGCUGUGCUAGAAGAGAAGCUGCCUGACCAAAUCAAAUCUCUCAGAAAGGAAGCUGUUCGAUUAAGCAGCUACCAUGUACCUCAGGGAGUAGGGGAUAUAGUCAUGAUUCAGUCAGAUCACACUGGUGCUGUGGAUAUCCUUUCAGCUGAGCUGGAGACUGCAGACCUCCUUGGGGAGCAGAGAAAAGCUCUGCCUCCACCUCUGGCUGCACCCACCAUGUGGACCACUGAGAAGAUGAAGGAAUUCAAAGCCAAGAUGGGGAAGGAGAAGAAUGGCCGGAUGGUGGUGAAGCGCGGCGAGGUGGUGACAGUCCGAGUGCCAACCCAUCCUGACGGGAAAUGCAUUUGCUGGGAGUUUGCUACGGAUGACUACGACAUUGGGUUUGGAGUCUAUUUUGACUGGACCACAGUUACUAGCACUGCCAUUACUGUUCAGGUCAGUGAAUCCAGUGAUGAGGAGGAUGAAGAUGAGGAUGAGGAAAUUGAAGGACUGUCCCCUGUGGGUGAUGUGGAGCGGGGUUCCAAGAGCUACCUGCGGAACCGCUAUGGAGAGGUGAUGCCCGUGUACCGCAGGAACAGCCAUCGCGAGGUGCAGGCAGGCAGCCACGAGUACCCGGGCGAGGGCAUCUACCUGCUGAAGUUUGAUAACUCCUACUCUCUGCUCCGCAAUAAGACACUGUUCUUUCACGUCUACUACACUAGCUGAAGAAGAGGGAAGGGGCAAGGAUGGCAGGCAGGUGAUGGUGAGUGUAGCAGGCUGCCACCCAGCCCUGGUACUGCCUGACGGGCACUGCUGCGUGACAGAACCACGGCGCAGUUCUGCCAGCUCUCCUUUGGACACGAACUGGUUUCUCCUCACAUCCUUCUUCCCCACUGUCUCAGGGGACAAAGGUAGUUGUGGCUGCCUGGUUGUUCCCAGGCAGCUGCUCUUUCUCUAGAACUUUGGGAGGUCUGCUCCAUGCAGGCAUUGGGCUGGGCCUUCAAGUCAAUGCUGGCAAUUGCCCAGAAGCCACAUUCAGGAGGUUGUGGUUCUGAUCUGUUGCGCUGGUACAAAAUGAAGUGAAAAUAAUGUUACUGUUUUGUGAAUAACUUUUCCAACUCACCUGCUGCAUCUGCAUCGCUAGAGGGCAGCUGUUGACUUCAGUGAGCCAGAAGCACAGCUGGCUUGUCACUUAGCCAGGGUAACCCAUCACCUACCAUAGCUACAGUCACCAGCAGUCGCUGCUUCCUUCACUCACGCGAGUGGCUGGGAGUGCAGCGGGCCAGCAGCACCCCAUGCUGCAGUGGCUUGGCAGUGCUGCAACAGGUGGGCCCCAAAUAGCAGUCACAGCUCAUGUUUGGACAGGGGGUGGGAGCAGGGUGCACCCCUCAUAGUCCAUAGGAAGGCUUUUCUACAGAUUAAGAAUUGAAUGUUAUAUCUGUUGAUUGUAGGGAUAUAUAGAUGCUUAAAACCUCAGUGAUUACCAGAAGUUUUUUUCUGUAAUCCAGAUGUGAAGCAGAGGACGUUACUGCCAUGCUGAAUGAAUACAAAAUGGUUGGAAUACAACCAAUAAAUAUACAGGAAAUGUUCCUUAGUAGCAGGAUGUUGGUUCAGUGGUAUUGCAACCAUAUGUAGCAAGGAAAAGGCUCCCAGAGCAAUGCAGUUUGUCAGCUGCUAUUGCUGUUGCAAAGGUACUGUUAGGAAGUUCCUUGGCAUGUUUUGGUGACUAGUGAUGGUAUUAGUUACCACCUUCUGCUUAAGUAAUGGCUGAGUUAAAAAGGAGAAGUUAAUCCAUCAGAGAUGAAUUUUAAAACAUGCUUAUUUGUAACUGUUGUUUAUUUUAAUACUUUUAACUUGAAAUCGUUCUCUUUUCUAAGAAUACUGCUGUAUUUACAUUUUGAUACCUCUUUGCAGAGACACAAAAUUACUUUCCAUGGUGAUACUAGAAAAGUUCUGAGUUUUAUUUUUAAAUUCUCCAGGUAAAGCACUUCUACUUGGUCCAUUCCUUCUAUUGAGAGGAAAUGAUGGACAGAAUUAUUUGGGGUAGUUAAAGCCAAAGAUUUUGCUCUCAUAGGAGGGCUGCCUAUUUCCUAUUAAGAGUAUAUUGUAAUGCUGUACAAUUUGCUCUAUAUUCAAGCUUACUUUGAAGUAUCUCUGCUUACUGAUUCACUGCUCCAGAGCACUUAGUAGGUCAAAAUGGUAAGAGAGGAAGCAGUCACUUUACAAUAGAGCAGCCCAAGCUGGGAACAGGAGGAGUGGAAACUGGAAGAGCCCUACUUGGAGCACAGUGGCUUUCUGGGGGAGUGGGCAAGGAGCAGAGUUGUUGCUGCUUUGGGCCCUGAGAAGGGGAGGAAACAGCCACCUAUCUCAAAAGAGAGAGUGUAUUCACCAGGGUGGGAGGGAGCUGCAGAGCUGCUUUAUUCAAGCAGGUCGAGCACAGGGAGACAGAACAGUAGGGCUUGGUAUCUGUCAGAGCAAGUGCUCUUUCAGGUAGCAGCCUGGAGAGGGCUAUUCCUUCCUUUAACCUCUUAUGGAUGAAAUGAAGAACCAUCCUGUGGCCUUUCUACAGCACUUGAAUCAGGCCUGAGCAAUUUAGCUAAGGUGUUUGGGUUUUUUCAUCCUUUGUCUAUCAAGUUCCUAGAUAAUGCUGAUGGAGUGACACUCUUCACUUCUAACAGAGAAGCAGUAGUAUGUUUGCUGAUAGAAAACAUCAAUUUACAACAUUUCAUAGUUGGUGUGUUUUGUAUAGACUAGGGAAUGAGAGGCUGGAGAGCAGCACUGCAGAAAGUGCAGAAAGGGACCAGGAGCUUCUGGUUGAUGGCAAGUUGAACCUGAGCCAGCAGUGCCCUGGCAGCCAGGAGGGCCAGCCCUGCCCUGGGUGCAUCAGGCACAGCAUCACCAGCCAGGCAAGGGAGGGCAUUGUCCUGCUCUGCUCUGCACUGGGGCAGCCUCACCUCCAGGGCUGGGGGCAGUUUUGGGUGCCACAAUAUACAAAAGACAUUAAGCCAUUAAAGACCAUCCAAAGGAGAGCCACAAGGAUGGUGAAGGGUCUGGAGGGGAAGCCAUAGGAGGAGUGGCUGAGAUCACUUGGUCUGUUCAGACUGGAAAAGAGGAGACUGAGGGGAGACCUCAUUGCAGUUACAGCUUCCUCAUGAGAGGCAGGCACUGAUCUCUUCAAUCUUGUGACCAGUGACAGAACUCAAGGAAGUGGCCUGAAGCUGACUCAGGGGAGGUUUAGGGUGGGUGUAUGGAAAACGUUUUUCACCCAGAUGGUGGUUGAGCACUGGAACAGGCUCCCCAGGGAAGUGAUCACAGCACCAAGCCUGACAGAGCUCAAGGAGUGUUUGGACAACACUCUCAAGCACAUGUUCUGAUUGUUGGGGUGUCCUGAGACAGGAGCUGGACUCCAUGAUCGUGAUGGACCUCUUCCAACUCAACAUACUCUAUGAUUCUAUGAGCCUUUUGUACCAAGUCACUUGGUACAAACAAGGAAAACACCUUAAAACAAAGAAAACACUAUGGGCCAAUGCCAGAAGAAAAGUUGCACAUAAAAUACAGAAGUUGGUCAUGUCCCAGAGUAAUAAGAUGAGCCACAUACAUGUGUGGUCAAUGCCAGGGUUCUUCAGGCUGUUCUGCAACCUCUGGGAAAACAGGGUGGUGUUGAAACUCAGUGGUGAAGUUCUGCAAGACUGUUGAAGGAAAUAAAAAAUAGGAAUUAUAUUUUUCUUAGAGGUUUCACUAGGUUGUUCGUUACAUUAUUUUUUACGUUGUUCAUUUGGAAAAAAUGCUUUUGUUCAUCACUCAAUGCUUGUCAGGGAAGUGUUUUUGUAAAAGUGGGUACAAUCUAUGAACUCCAACUGUGAAAUUGUUCAAAUUCCAAGUUUAUGGAAUUUCACUUAGAUCCAUUACCUAAAAGACUGCAUCAGAUAGAACCUUACAGUAGAGGAUUAGACUAAUAAUUUUCUUCAAACAGAUGAUGUAGGAAGUAAAAGAUACCAACAACAGGGAAAGGGCAAGUUUAUUUAGUAAAUUCUUUAACAAUACAAGCCAGACUCUGAAAAUAAGGUCAGUACUGGAAUUAACUGUCCCAAAUUGUCAGGAGAUGGGACUGUACUUUUCCAGCUUCAGUGGGUCCUACAACAUAGAGGGAGAAGGGUCUGUGUAGCCUUACAAAUUAUGGUCUAUCCGUCUGAUACACACAAUAAUUCACAUUCAGACAGAAAUUUCAGAAAUUCUCAAAAAUCUUCAGGCUCUUCAGGCCUUUAGAUUCAGAAAAAUAACUGGUUUUAAGAAAUGAGGUCUUUUUCAUGGGCUGUUUUAUAAAAAGAAACAAACAUUUCAUUAAAAGCUUACUGAAACUGUCAUUGCUAAUAAAAUCUGAAUUAUUGAAACCUCUAGAAACACUCUAAACACAGUAACAGUUUCAUUGUAUUUAGACAACUCUUCAUAGCCAUAUAGUAAAGUAUUUCCUUAAAAAGCUGAUAACCACGUCCAGCAGUAGCAGUUGAGUAUUAUGAAGGCACUUCUGCAGCUCAGGCCACCUGAGUUACUCAUCACAUUCUGCAAUUGACAGUAUCCUUUCAUAAUUUCAUAACAUCCUUUCUGGUUUAAAGGAGAGUUGAGUUAAAAAAGCAAAUCAUAAGCAAAUAUGUUUGGGAUUUUACUCCCCCACCCUUUUUAAAGUAUUGGUUUGUGAGUAACAAAAGUUGCUGAUUAAAAAUGUAACAAAGAGAUUAAUGAAGCAUCAGUCAGAAGGCAGGCAUCAGUCCUGUCAGUCAGCUCACACACAUAUGGUACAAAAUACUGGACAGACAAGGCCUGUGCAGCAGGGCUGUGCCAGGACCAUCAGACAGGAUGGUGACACGGCUGCAGCGUGCGGCUCCUGCCGUGUAUGGAGUACAGUACACCUGGGCUCAGGGAGCACUGCAUGCAGCAGGAACUGGAGCAUGCCCAGCUCUCCCCACAUGUUCUAAAGGCUGCUCUCAUCCCCCACUCAGGUCAGUGCUGUGAUCCAGGUGUAAUCCAUCUCCUGCACACACACAGCAACACAGGUACAGCAGCCCAGCACGUGUAGCCUGUCUCCCACACAACCCUGCAGGUACAGCAGCCUGGUCUAGUUGAAGGUGUCCCUGUCUAAGGGAAAACAGUUGGAACUGAAUGAUAUAUAAGGUCCUCUUCCAAUCCAAACCAUUCUAUGAUUUUAUGAGUAAAUGUGACAAUAAUUUAACAAGACACGAUGGCAAGGUAUACUUAGCUGUUCACUGCAUAGAGGACAGGGUCAGACAAACUGUCAGGCAGACCCUCUGCUGAGUCAUGAGGUUCAGAAAGGACCCACUUAUUUUUUAAACUCCUUUCUCAAGGGAAAUUUAGGUGUGUCUGGAUCCAGACUUAGUCCCAGACUUGGCCAGCAAUUUACAUCUAAAGGAUUAUGUGCACAGUCAAUCUUGUAUCUCAGCUGAGAUUUCAGUUUUGUAUGCUAUUAAGCACUUGGUGAGAAUUCCUGAGCAAGGGAUCUCAGCCUCAAGAAGUUAACUCACCCUAGUUGAGUGGAGAUGCUGGGGUGCAGCCUUCUGCCAUGCAGGAGAGGUUAAAGAGGCCCUGGACUGUCCACUACUUAGAGUAAGGUGAUUGACUUACAGUCAUAUUUCCAUACAGGCUGUAUUCUGGUUUUCCUUGUGCCCAACUGGCCCUAAGCUGAUGAGCAAGACUUAUGGUCCUUAACUAUUGUGUUCUUAUCUGUCUUCUCAGAGUCCAACUUAAGCCAGAUACAGUCCUCCUGCCCACCACUGGUGGCUGGCUAUUGCUCAGGCAGAAGUGGGAGGGAGAGCACACUGUCACCUGAGGCACUAAAGAGAAGAAGAUGGAAUAGACCCUUCAGUGUGACCACAAUGUCAGCAUUGUUGGUCCUUGGAUGUGAGAUCUGCCGAACCCUGUGUGUGUGUGCUGGUUAACAUGUGAUGUACUAUUUGGCACCUACUCCACCUUCUAAUUAGGAUUUAUUUCUGUUGAAGGGAACUCUGACCUGUAUGUACAUGAGAUAUUCCAGAAUUAUGGAUCCUCAGCUGCACAGCUUGUUGCAUGCUAGUGCGUUAUCUCCAUUUAAAAAUAUACUGUGGUUUUGAUCACAAAACCUGCCUUACAACCAGUUUUGAUCACUUGCUGACACAUAGAUAGUAUGUCCCAGUUUUCAAGCCAUUAGUUAAUGGAUUUUGUUAAGAUAAAUUGCACUGUAGAUGGAAAACCUAUAUUCAGUUCUUGCUUUCUGAAAUGUGGACCAAUCUUUAAUAAGGCUGGGGUCACUCUUUUGGAACUGUGCCCAUCUACCUGGUCUCAUUGACUUGAGCCCAAAAGCAGCAUUGAAUGUGGAAUGUCAUCCCAAUGAGUAUGUGCCCAGCCUGCAAAUGCAGCCUGUCCACAGACAGGCCUGCUGCAGUGGAACUGAGAGUAUUUGGUGUGUGUUGUUUCACUGACUACGUUUCCCAGAAGUAUCUGGUAUCUUUUAUGAACACAGGAUAGUUUUAGGAACAUUUGAUCUUCAGGAAAGCUUCACAGUUGUACAGGAUAAUUCCUAUUUUUGUUUAUUUUCUUAUAUUGCCACAUUAUACAAGUAUGUUGUUUCUCAGGUAUUCAACUAGCAUUCAUUAUCAAAGUGACAACUUCUUUUUGGAAGGAUACACAGUUUUUAUUAGUUCUCUGAUAAACAGCUUGGCUGUGUGGCUAGUGAUUAACAGCAGCCAUUCCUGUUCAAUAUCCAACCCAUAGUUGUUUCAAAGAAAAAACCUUAUUUUGCAUAUGUAUUUUUUCAGUUUGGUAUAUUUCUUGGAUUUGUAUUUAAUCUUGCUAGCUGGCUUGGGCAUUUAUGGAAAUCCUUCUUAUUUAAAUAGAGAUCUGUGGUAUUAGACCUUGGGUCAAAAAAGAAAAAUAAAGUUUAAAUGCAGCUGCACUUCAGAGAGGGAAAUUAAUCCUCAGGAAAGGAAAAUUUUUUUGUUUCUGUGGAAGGAAGAUUUCAAAUAGGUUUUUAAUAUAUGUUUCCUUUUCCUCUAAAUUGUCUCUCGAAAUUCAGAAAGCUAAAUCAAGAAAGAAGCUUCUUUUGCAUUUUGGGUUUGCUUUUGUGAAAGCACAUAAUUGUUUUCCAUUUUGUUUUGAAUAUAAUUUAGGUCUAAAUAAAAUUUACAUGUUCAGUCAGAGAUAUAUCCUUUAGCAAAGGACCCGUAUAAAAAUUACCUUGGAUAAGUGUUUAGUUAUGAUAAUGGUAUUAAUCUGUUGGACAUUUUUCAUGUGAGAGAAGGUAAUAAGCUCUCCAUUGUUUCCUCUUUUUUGCUUUAGGUGUAAUGUAGCAGCAGAAGUUUAAAAUGUAUGUGUUUUAUUGAGAACAGAGAGUUAAAAUUGCUUACAUCAAGGACCACUACUGGUACUGCUUACAUUUACUCAGACCCUUUGGAGGCCUGUAAUGCAUGUUCUCAGGAAGGGUUACUGGUGUCAGACACAGGCUUGUAGCAAAUGCUUGAGACCCAUUUAAUAUGCACAAACAAGUAAGAUGAAAAUGUGUUGAGGGGAAGAGCUUAGCUACCUGACUUCAGGUGCUGGGAAAGUCAGGUUACUGUGCCCUGAGUCUGGAAGGCAGCCACAUGCCUCUCUGUGUGGCUGUACCCAGUCAGCUUAUCUCCUUGUACCUGUGUGUGCAUGGAACCUCCAUCUGUGGCCUGCACUGGGUCAGCUACUGUGGAGCUGGACCUGCUGAGGUGAAUUUGAGGUAAAUCUUAUUACAGGUCUAGCUGCUGAAAGACUUUGUUGUUCUUGUGGGGAAUUAGGGGAGAGAAUGAAUCCCUAAAUGAGUUCACUUUCAUCCCCACUGCUUAUACUCUUCCUUCUUGUCUCACUACCCCUAUAAAAGCCACUCUACAGAGGAUUUAUCACAAGGUGCCUUAGGAACAAACAGCAUGUCUGAAAUGAGAACCAUAGGUGUCAUUAAUACAAGAGAUUUCUUCUUAUUUCACUGCCCAUUUGGGUAGGGGAUGGUCCUUGCUAAGGUCAGGCAGGGAGAGCCCCUCUAGGCUGUUGCUGGAGAUCUAGUCUGUUCAUAGACCACCUUGUUGCUGUAAGAUGAGUAGUACAAUGGUAUUUGAAUUUCCUGGUGCCAUACAUUCUUUGCCUUCAUAUGCUGCUGUCAGAUGUCUAGGAACACCAGAGGACUGCUCCUUUUGAUAUGCUGACACUAAGCCCAAGGACCAGAGGAACACUAGAUAGACGUAGAAGAGUGUUUCUUAUGGCCAUUCAUCAUUUUCUCUAAGAGUGUUGAAAUCCAGAGUUGUGAGUGUUGUGUGCUUAUGCAUAUUGAGUGUGGAUGAGAGACCAAAGCAACAAGUUUUUUGUUUAGGGUUUUUUUUAUAUCUACAAGUGUAAAAGAAAAAAGGAUUUCUCUUUUUCUCACGUCUGGGAAAAUAUUGGAUGUGACAAUAUCGUGUAGAUGAAUGAGGACUUCACAACUGGCAGAAUUAAAAACUGGGAACUGAUUGUGUUAAAUACAUUGCUAAUUAGACUGUAAAAGAAGGCAGGAGUUUAGCAGGAGUCAAAGUGCUGUGGCAUUUAUCUAAAGAAGUUGAUUUUCAGUAAAUAUCAAUUAAGUAAAGUUUUAAAAGGUACAUAAAACCCCAGACUUCAAAUGUAUAUUACAAGGAGGAGAGUGUUCUGGGGGGAUAGUCCACAUUUGCCUGGAGUGAGUCUCUGGCUACUUAUUCCCAAACUGUGGUGCUGUUGCAGCUGAAGGUGCAUCAGUACAGGUGGAUGGUGGAUCUGAGUCCCCUUGACUUCUCUGGGUUCCAUUCUGGAUUUUACAUGUUGCUCUCUCAGAAUCAUCAUACAUUAAAUGUAGCCUUUAUUGGGAAGGGAGAGAGGAAGAAUUUUCUGAUCCAUCAGUGAGGGUUAUCUGUUUCAAACCCAUCUGGAUUGGUGAGUCAAAUCCCUUGGGCAAGAAGCAGGAUGCCAGCCACAAAAUUCAGAGCUAAGAAGACCUUGCCAAGUAAUGACCUUGAUGUUUAGCAGCUAUGUUUGGAAAUGAUAACUAGCUGGAGAUGACCUCCCUGCAACCUCCAAGAUGCCCUGGAACAGCUCUCCUCAGAGGGAAGCAGGCUGCUUCCCACUCACAGCUCCAAACCAUUAGCACUUUCAAUGGGGAGCACCCUGUAGCUUGUCAUAACUUUUUCAGACCUAUGUUCUUGUGAACUGUGAUGGUUGUUUGUCAGUCCUUACCUCUGUGAUGUGAAUAUUUUUGAUGUCCUGUGAUUUCAAAAUUGAGUUCUCAGUGCCAGCUGUUUGCUUUCCAUGUGCUCACCAAGAGGUGAGUUUAAAAUACUGAAGAGGAUAUUUUAACAAAAUGUGUCACUGGACUCUUUCUGAAGGGCACGUAUGAAGGCUGUAUUUAUAGUGUGCUUGCAUUCCUUCUACAACUGGUUUGUAUUGUUUAUAUUUGAUGUAUUGUGGUUUAUUUGUAAUAAUAUAUUGGAACUUACUCCCUUUAAAUAAACUUCACUAUGCAACCAAGAA